Salarias fasciatus (jewelled blenny) is the source of this 2725-nucleotide messenger RNA. RefSeq names its product vacuolar protein sorting-associated protein 16 homolog. Gene Ontology annotation, cellular component: lysosomal membrane; cytoplasm; HOPS complex. Gene Ontology annotation, molecular function: actin binding. The transcript has 24 exons. NCBI's taxonomy places the organism in Eukaryota, Metazoa, Chordata, Actinopteri, Blenniiformes, Blenniidae. The record is from RefSeq and is a predicted model, not a curated record. The coding region runs from base 111 to 2609 and encodes 832 amino acids. Gene Ontology annotation, biological process: vacuole fusion, non-autophagic; intracellular protein transport; endosomal transport.
GUCACGUGCCAGAGAAGAAGCUGGCCGCCCUGUCAGCUGACUGCGAUGAGGCUAAGCUAACGGCUAACAGAGCAUCUUCACCCUCUCCCGUCGUCGCUCCCGGAGGAGACAUGGCCUUCAUCACGGCCAACUGGAACCCGCUGGGAGAGGCUUUCUACCGGAAGACGGAGCUGUAUGAGAUGUGUUGGAGCUUGAAGGAUGGACUGAGAGACAGUUUGGUGGCUGCAGCGCCGUAUGGAGGACCGAUAGCUGUCCUCAGAGAGCCCCUCCGCCGGUCUCCCAGCUCUCGCCCUCAGUUAGAAAUUUUCUCUUCGUCUGGAGUUUCCAUCGCGAGCUUCCCUUGGAAGAGCGGCCCGGUGGUCCAGCUGGGCUGGACGGUCAGCGAUGAGCUGCUGUGUAUUCAGGAGGACGGGUCCGUCCUCAUCUACGACCUGUUUGGAUCCUUCAAGAGACACUUCAGCAUGGGACAGGAAGUGGUCCAGUCUCAGGUGUUGGAAGCCAAAGUGUUCCACUCCCCUUAUGGCACAGGUGUUGCCAUAGUAACAGGCUCUGCAAAAUUCACCCUGGCGACCAACAUCGAUGAUCUGAAGCUCCGUCGGCUACCUGAAGUUCCAGGCCUGCAGGGGAAGCCGUCCUGCUGGCUCGUCCUCUCUCAGGACAGACAGACUAAAGUCCUCUUGGCUAACGGGCCCGACCUCUUCAUCCUGGACAACACGUCCUGCACUGCAGUGUGUCCUCCAGGUCUCAGCCCUCAGGCGGGAAGCAUCGUCCACAUGUCUGUGUCCUUCAGCUAUAAAUACCUGGCCCUGUUCACCGACACUGGACACCUGUGGACCGGUACUGCCAACCUCCAGAAAAAACUGAGUGACGUUGAGACCAAGAGGUCAACAAAACCCAAGCAGAUGGUUUGGUGUCGGAGACCACAGAGCCAGCAGCCGUCAGUGGUGUUGAUGUGGGACCGGCUCCUCCUGGUGGCCGGAGUGUGCAACGACACCAUUCAGUUCCCAAUCGAGGAUCUGUGCGUUCUCGUUGGAGAACUGGACGGCGUCCGGAUCAUCAGCUCGACCAAUCAGGAGCUGCUGCAGGAGGUUCCCCUGGUGUGUCAGGACAUCUUCAAGAUCGCCUCCAUGGCUCCCGGAGCGCUGCUGCUGGAGGCCCACCGGGAGUACGAGAAAUCCAGUCAGAAGGCCGACGAGUACUUGAGGGAGAUCAAGGAGCAGAGCAUGCUGGGAGAGGCGGUGCGGCAGUGUGUGGAGGCUGCAGGUCACGAGUACGACCCCAGUACCCAGAAGUCCCUGAUGAGGGCGGCGUCCUUCGGGAAGUGCUUCCUGACAGACUUCAGCCCCGACGCCUUCGUGACGACCUGCAGAGAGCUCCGGGUUCUCAACGCCGUCAGGGACGCCGCCGUCGGCCUGCCGCUGACGCACACUCAAUUCAAACAGAUGACGGUCCAGGUGCUGAUCGACAGGUUGGUGUAUCGACAGUUUUAUCCGUUGGCGAUCGAAGUGUGCCGGUACCUGAAGAUUCCCGACUAUCAGGGCGUGAGCCGGGUGCUGAAACACUGGGCGUCCUGUAAGGUGCAACAGAAGGACUUGUCAGACGAGGCCAUCGCCCGGGCCGUGUGCGUGAAGGUGGGAGACUCGCCCGGGGUGUCGUACUCGCACAUCGCAGCCAAAGCCUACGAAUGCGGACGUCCCGAGCUCGCCAUCAAGUUGCUGGACUCCGAGGCCCGUUCUGGAGAGCAGGUCCCUCUGCUGCUGAAGAUGAAGAGGAGUCAGUUAGCUCUCAGUAAAGCCGUGGAGAGCGGCGACACCGACCUGGUGUACACGGUGGUGAGCUACCUGAAGAACGAGAUGAACCGGGGAGAUUUUUUCAUGACCCUGAGGAACCAGCCAGUCGCCCUCAGCCUCUACAGACAGUUCUGUAAGCUGCAGGAACAGGAGACUCUGAAGGAUCUGUACAAUCAGGACGACGACCACCAGGAGCUCGCCAACUACUACGUCACCGCCAGCUACAGAGAAAAGAGGUUGGAGAGCCGCCUGUCUCUGCUGCAGAGCGCCGUGGACGAAUACAACAAAGCGAAGAACGAGUUUGCGGCGAAGGCCACAGAGGAGGAGAUGCGCCUCCUCCGAUUUCAGCGGAAACUGGACGACGAGAAGGGGGCGGGGCUUCUGGGCCUGUCGCUGCAGGCCACCAUGGAGGCGCUGCUGGCGCUGGGACUGCACAAGCAGGCGGAGCAGCUGUACCGAGACUUCAGGGUUCCCGACAAGAGGUAUUGGUGGCUGAAGCUGAAGUCUCUGGCUGAGAAGGAGGAGUGGGACGAGUUAGAAAAGUUCGCGAAGAGCAAGAAGUCUCCCAUCGGCUACCUGGCUUUUGUGGAAGUUUGCAUGAAGUCGAACAACAAGUACGAAGCCAAGAAGUACGUCUCCAGGGUGACGCCCGAGCAGAAGGUCAAAGCUCACCUGGCCAUCGGGGACCUGGAGGGCGCCGCCGACGCCGCCAUCGAGCGCCGGAACGAGUCGGAGAUGGGGGCAGUCCUGUCCCGGUGCGCCGCCUCCGACCGCCUGCUGAUCGAGAAGCUGAACCGGGCCGCCGCCGCCAAGAAGUGAACUGGACUCCACGCAUCUGUCCGGCUGUAACCAUGGCAACGCUUCUUUCUGCUUCGCGACUGUUUUCUCUUUGUGUGUCUCAAUAAAAGCUCCCUGCUAAUGUGUUCUGUUUCUAA